This is a messenger RNA of Ostrinia nubilalis (European corn borer), 5972 nucleotides long. RefSeq names its product phosphatidylinositol 4-kinase beta (gene fwd). The transcript is spliced from 10 exons. Gene Ontology annotation, molecular function: 1-phosphatidylinositol 4-kinase activity. The record is from RefSeq and is a predicted model, not a curated record. NCBI's taxonomy places the organism in Eukaryota, Metazoa, Arthropoda, Insecta, Lepidoptera, Crambidae. Gene Ontology annotation, cellular component: membrane; cytoplasm. Gene Ontology annotation, biological process: phosphatidylinositol-mediated signaling; phosphatidylinositol phosphate biosynthetic process. Bases 434 to 2896 code for a protein of 820 amino acids.
AAAAAAAAACUAAAUUUAUGAUGUCGUUUCUGACGAAGAACCAUCGAUUUCUUUAAUUUUGAGAAAUUUGUUUCUUUUGUUACGCCUGCACUUAUUAUUAUAUUUCAAAUCGUUUUAAGUGUUCGUCAUUUUGUGUUUUCACUUUAAAUUUGUCGUGUUCCGUUUGCCAAUUUUUAGUAGGACACAAUAGAAAACUGGUACAAUAUUGAUAUCAAAUCUACGGCUUUUACAAUCAGAAUUUUGUAGAACAAGUGCUAGAGUAGAUAAAUUUCUCUUAGUAAUUGUUUUGUUGUUGUCCUAGCGUGGGGUGUUCGCGAUUUGAUACAGUUUAUUUCGACGCCAUGUUGGCAAUGUUGUUAUUUACUCGUUGAUUUGCUGUGGGUUGUUGUGCUAUGGGUAUAGUGUGUUGUGCGACAAAAGCCACUGUGUGAGCAUGUUGGAAGAUGUACCCGUCCAUGGAAAUCGCGAUCCCAAGGUCCCUCAGGCGCCUACACAUCAAAGGAAUCUUAGUUUGGACUUCAGGCAUGUGACCGGCGCAAGCGGGCCGCCGGCAGGAUGCGGCCAUCAGAGGAACAGGUCCUUGGACUCUGUUCUCCAGAGGAUACCGGAGGACAUGACCCCGACGUCGCCGGAGGGUGCGCCGCUUCGGAUGCCCAUGGAAGUGCCCGCACCGAGGCUCGCUCUUCCUCCCGAAGUCCCGGCCGGCUCCGACGACUCCGGUAUCCACACCCCGCCCGACGGAAACGAUGAGGAGAGACCACCGGCGCCGGCCGCCGCCAGGUCUAGAGAAAGCCUCGACUCCGGCAACCCAGAAGACACGGAUAAACCGCCCGAUCCACCCGACGCUGUGGUCGAAACGCAAAUCAGAUCAGACACAUCAGCCGCAGAAACAUCGAAAAACAAAGACUUUCUUUUAAGGCUAUUCGAGAGCAAACUUUUCGACAUGAGUAUGGCCAUCUCGUAUUUGUUUAAUUCAAAAGAACCCGGUGUACAGACGUAUCUAGCGAACAAACUCUUCUCAUUCCCUCACGAAGACGUGGACUUCUACCUGCCACAGUUGUCGACGAUGUAUAUAGAAAUAGGUGAUGUGGCGGACGUGCUUCGGCCGUACUUGGUGCACAGGUGUAAACAAAGCGCGGAGUUUUCGUUGCGGCUCGCGUGGCUGUUGACGGCUUUCGGUGGUGACAUGAAGAGGUCGAAGGCGACCAAGUUAAGAGACUCGAUAUUGGCGGAGGAGAUCAGGCCGGCGGCGAGGCGAGGGCACCACAGGUCUCAGUCGGACGCGUCGGCACUGCGGCUGGCUACGCCGUCGGGGCGGCACUUAGGGGAUUUGGCGUCAGGGAGAGCCUUUGACAAUGGAUGCCUCUGCGGUGAACAGUGCUCCUGCGGCGCGCCCAGAUUAGCACCACAAACUCAGUUCCUGACGGCGUUGACGAACAUCGGCCGGCGGCUGGCAGGAGUGGCCGAUAAGGAACGGCGGAACGGCCGAUUGCGGGCCGAACUGGCCGCACUAGACCUCAACUUGCCAGCACGAGUUUGGCUACCACUACACCACAGGCCGCAUUAUGUGCUGAGGAUACCACCGCACGCGGCUGCCGUGCUCAACAGCAAGGAUAAGGCGCCAUACAUAAUGUACGUGGAAGUUCUCGAAACAGAAGGUCACGAGCCCCUACCUCCCCGUUUGCUACCGCCAGCGCCGCCCGCGCCCCACUCUCCCCCCAUCAGACAUACGAAGAGCGAAGAGAAUCUGGUGCCAGAAUGGCCGGUGCUGUCAUUGUACUCUGCAUUGGACGAUGCUGACGCGGGUGACUGUUGGAGCCAUGAUGAUGAGGAUCUAAGUACGCAGUACGCGCCGCGAGCGCCAGCGCCGGAUAGCUUAUCACAGGUGUCAGCGGUGUCAGCGUUAUCAACAUCGUCGUGUGGAUCGCGGGAGUCUGUAGCGGUGGGAGCGGGCGAAGUGCGGCGACGGUUAGCGGACGCUACGGCCGCGCCGCCGCCCAACGCUUUCAAACACGACCCAGCUGAUCCAUCGGCCACCGCUCUGAAGGAAUCCUGGGAAAGCAAACUAGCGAGAAUGCGGUCUUCCUCCCCCUACGGCGCCUUAGCCGGUUGGAGGCUACUGGGCUGCAUCGUCAAAGUAGGAGACGACUUAAGACAAGAGAUGCUAGCAGCCCAGCUGUUAAGGAGGCUACAGGCUGUGUGGGUCGCCGAGAGGGUGCCUUUGAAGCUGCACCCUUAUGAGAUCAUCUGCUUGGACAAGGAGUCUGGACUGAUACAGCCGGUUUUAAACUCAGUAUCGCUGCACCAGAUCAAGAAACAGUCGGGCAAAUCUCUUCGGGCGUGGUUGGAGUUAGAACAUGGGCCUCCCAACAGUGAAGGCUUCUUACGAGCGCAGAACAACUUCGUAGAAUCCGCGGCUGCGUAUGCGCUGACGAGCUACCUACUGCAGCUUAAAGACAGGCAUAACGGCAACAUACUGUUGGACAGUGCUGGCCACAUCAUCCACAUUGACUUCGGAUUCAUCUUCUCAAUAUCUCCCAAGAAUUUAGGAUUUGAAAGUUCUCCAUUCAAGUUAACGGCGGAGUUCGUGGAGGUAAUGGACGGCGAAACAUCAGACAUGUUCCAGUACUUCAAGAUCCUCAUCCUGCGCGGACUCAUCGCCGCUCGCAAGCACUGCGACCAGAUCAUACACCUCGUCGAGCUCAUGCGAUCAGGCGGGCAGUUAGCGUGCCUUCGCAGUUCAAGCGCAGUUUCAGCGUUUCGCGCGCGUUUCCACGGCGGACGCACCGAACCGCAACUGCAAGCGUUAGUCGAGCGGCUCGUGAGGGACGCGCUGCACUCGCUCUCGACGCGACUCUACGACAACUACCAGUACUACACCAACGGGAUACUCUAACGGUCUGUGAGGAUUUUGGAAAUCAUCCUAUACAGGGUGGAAUUUUGUAAUGCCACCUGGAGGGAAAGUACUCUUAAUACUGUAGAUAGAAAAUUUUACUCAAAGAAAACAUUAAUUCAUUUUUGAAUAGAAAUAAAACUGAAUUAAAAUAUUUCCAAAAAUUUGCAUGCCACACCCGGGAAUGGAACCAACUAAAAUUUGUUACAAAUUACACUGUGUAUUUUUAUUGCAUCGAUCGUUAGGGUUAGUUUAUGGAUGAAAUCUCUCUAACAAACUUGAUAAAUGAAAGGAAAACCAUGUAAUCUUGUUGAUGAUGGUUGAUGGAUCAGUGGAUUUUCGAAAAAAUUUCAUAAAUCUUUGAAUGCAGUUCUAUUUCUAUUCAAAAAUAAAGGAAUGUUUUUUUUGAGUAAAAUUUCCUAUUUACAGUAUUGAGAGUACUUUCCCUCCAGGUGGCAUUGCAAAAAUCCACCCUGUAUAGACUAAGAGCUAGUGAACGCCAGACCUACGUCAUCUUAUAAAAGCUGAAAGUUUGUCAGCGUAUGCUAAGUCUAUCUUUUACGGUGGCUUUUUCUGUAUAUUCAAUAGACUAAUUCUACUAACGUUAUACUGUCUGUACAAUAUUUGGGCAAUAAUUAGAAGUAUUUUCCCCAACAGCCAGACAGUUUUGACAGUUCCAACUCCUUGCCACAGUUUUUUUAGGGUAGCUCCCAAAGCCACCAUGACCCAAACUUCAUAAUUCACCAACAUUAUGUCCUAUAUUGGGAGCAUACGCUGACAAACUUACAGCUUUUAUAAAAUGACGUAGGUCUGGCGUUCACUAGUUCUUAGUCAAAUAGGCCGUUGAUCAAGAUAGGUACUCCCAGUUAUAAAGGUUAAUAUCCUCUGCAAGGAAAGCGCGCGUGAGAACAGGCGUAAUGAAAUUGAACUUGUGAUUGUCGGAAGCAAAUUGCGGCCAUAGAAAAUUUGAGUAGCAAAUAACCUGUCACGUUUAAAGCGCGCUUCCGUUGCUCGUUUUAUAUACCCCGCUAAAUCAUGUUACUCCGCAUUAGAUAAUGUUAAAAAUUGUGAUACCUUAACUUCUUAGAUUAAUCAAAAAUGUAUCUGACCGAUCGACAAACCCGAAACUGGAGAACUUUAUGAAUCUGUUAAAAGUAAUUUUACAGUUAAAUCUUAAGUGACAAUAACAAAUAUGUCUCAUAUUUUCGUCCUUAUUGUAAGCAGCAGUGUUACGCGUUCGCUUAAAAAAUAUUUGUUAUUCUAGUGUAUUGUUUUCAAUCUGUUAUUGUCGAUGCUAAACGUAGCAAUUGACAAUUACUUCUUCGACCGAUAUUGAUUUGGAAUCGAGACAUCGAUGUCCUAAAUCAUGACGACAAAAUGUAUCACAAUUAUGAAAUGUUAAAUUAAGUUUCUCGCGUUGAAACCCUAGUGCUGUAGUACACUUGUGUUACUUGCUUUGCGUAGGUUUUUAUAUAAUUAGUGCCAUAACCCAUUGUCACUCGCUGUACCUUAAAGUAGAUGUCCCCAUUUGCUCAAUCAUGCCCGCAGUCACCUAACAAAUUAAUCAUCUUCUGACCCGUCCAUUGUAGUUACUUUAUAGAACCAUUAGUGCUUCGUAACACAUUUGAAUACUUUGUGUAAACAUGUGAGCGCAUAGGAAUGUUAAAUUUUCGAAAAUCUGACGUGUAAAUAGAUAAAAAUUAUGAUAAUUUUCGCAAAGAGAAGACUGAUUGAUCAGGCAUGCAAAGUGGUCUAGUUUUAGGUUUCUUAUCCUUAUAAAUUUAAGUUUUACCCUGUAUAUUGAAAUUAGUUGUGUAAAAUUCACGAGCGGGAUCCACUCAUUCAGUAUGUAUUAGGAACAAUGCCAAAGCGUUGAAGACAAAAGUGGCAUUAUCUAGGUGUAACGAUGUUUGGACGUCGUUACGCGAAACGGGACUAGUUAGGUAUUUCGGAUACACCAAAAUUAUUUAGGUGAGUCUGUGGAAAUCGAACAGGAAAAGUGAGUUAAAAUAUUUUUAUCUGUGUUGUAUGAGAGGUGUUGUUUCGGUGUUUGUAAAUGCAAUUGUGAGAUUGUUAAGCUGCCGCUAGAUAGGUCUUAAAAUACUAUAAUUAUUAUGGAGCAGUAUGUUCCACAUGUUAAUGUUGACUAAAAUGAUUAAUCAAUACCCUUGUACGUGUAUCGCGAGACGGUUACGGCGUAUAACUGCUUAGUGUAAAUGGAGUGAGAAGUUUGUUGCCAAAUUUUAAGCGAUAAAUCUUACCUACGCAGAACAUAAAUGCUUCUAUUUUUCGAUCUACUCACGAUUUUCCGAUUUUUUCACUCUUGUAAUAGUUUGGUAAGUUAAACCCAUAAAAUGUAAAGUGAAAGUUAAAGCUAUGUAUUCGUGUUGUAAAAGUUAAAAUGAUUUCAUACAUUUUUGAAAAGUUGGAUAUUUCCAUUUUAAGAAUUUACACACGAGUACAUGGUUUUUUAUAACGUAGGUUGGAAAAAUGACACCAGAACUUUAUGUUAUAUUUAGACAAAAUAAUCCAGUAAUUGAUUUUACACGUCUCUCAACAAAAUUCUUUGUUAUCCUGAUUAAUUAUAAUGUUUAGACUAAAGCUAGGGAUACCUUUAAGUUUGUACUCUUCAACUGAUUACAAUAUUUUUGCUACGGAUUAUUUAGUUUAUCUCAUUUAUCUUCGACUUGAGCGUAGUUAAUAAAAUAUAUUUUAUUGCUUUAAGCAUCAGAUACCCAAGUAUGAAUCGAGUUAUAUUGUGCGAGUGAUUAUUGUGAGCGUUAUAUUGGAAAUGUAGAUAGGAUAUAAUUAUAUCUGAAGUACCUUUAAAUAUUUUAUUCUAAAAGGUAAUUUAUAGUCGCAUCUUAUUGUUUGCUAGUUAAACGAGUUAAAUCUGUAAAUAAACGUUUUCGCUUAUUAUAAUUCACUAUUAUUCCGGAUUUAAGAGUAUAUUGCAUCCGAAGUCCAAACAUUAAUAUUUCCUCAAAAUUAAAGUUAUUUAUCAACAUGUACAGGUAAUUGUAAGUAGGUACUGUAAUGUUUAUCUUAAUUUUUUAAAUAUACAUAUAUCAUGAUUUUU